AUGGUCGGUACUUACAAAUUUUGCGACCGUGGGUCUCGCAGGGUUCUGGUGGAUCGAGAGGUUGGUCACCUGCGAUCCCAGUACAGCUUGAAACGGUCUUUUUCCGGUAGUUGGGAGAACAGUAAGAAUCAAGCACCUUUACCACCAAAACCAAAUUUUGGUUCAGCAACAUCGGGAUCUUCGGUUGUACCACCUCCACAAUCGCCAUCACUUGUUCGUCAGCUCUAUGCCAAACCGAUAAUAGCACCACAAAUCCCGGAUCUAGCAAUCAAACAACCAGCAACAACAGGAUACCAUCCAGUAGCUACUUAUAAAUCCAACCCGCAAACAGGGCAGGCUAAUCCACCGUACUAUCAACCUGGAGCGAGACAAAUGAUGAACCAAAAUGGACCAGGAUUGCAACGACCCCCAAAUCCACCGGUGCCACAGCAGAACAUGCGGCCGAUGGCACCACCAAUGAACAGACCAGGUGCUCCUGUUGCUAAUAGACCUCCUGGGCCGCCAGCAUCACCGGCACCUGGUCAAUUCCCAAACAGCCCAAAUAUGAGACCACAAAUGCCUUCUCCUCAGCAGCCCGGGAUGCAAAGACCGCCGAUCGCCCAGAAUAUGCGUCCUGCUCUUCCGCAGCAAGUGAGAGCACCAAGCAUAAUUCCACAGAAUGCGAGACCACCAUUUUCACCGCAAAAUUCAACGGCUGCUAGUAAUCAACCGAUUCGACCAGCGGUUCCUCCGGUUCGCCCUAUGAACAUUGGACAACAGCCACAACCACAACAAGCGCAUAUCAAUGUCCAACAAAAUCGCCCUGCACCAAUUCCUCAACAAAUCAUAAAUAAUAGACCACCAUCGAUACCUUUCAAAUCCCCACUGCAGAAUAGUAACACGAAUGAUCAGUUUGGGUCGGAACGUGAGUCACCAGAGAGUCGAAUGCAAUCUGAUUCUAAUUUGGGCAAAAUAGACAGUCCUAAGGGUAGCUACCUAUCAACAGACGAUGACGAGGACGUCGUUAUCGGUAAAAUAACUCCAUUGGCAUCGUCGAGGUCUCCAGAAGGACAAAAUAGUCCAACUUCUAAAACUAACCCAUCAAUACCUUUCAAUAGGUCCGACAGCCAGAUGUCCAUCCCUUCCAGACCACCGUCUGGGUUAGGAAAUUACGCAAAAGUGUCCGAUACAGUGCUCAGAAAUUUCUCUUCGCCAUUGCAACCACCACAUUCCAAUGAAAUAGUGUAUAAGGAAAAACAUCUGCUAUCAACAGAACAGAAACCCUUCGAUGGUUCUAGUCACAUCGAUAGGGGCAAAACGCCUUCACCAGAUCAGGGUAUGCAAGGGAGUGCAGCGCAAUCGGAAUCUAUGAGCCGCAUGCCGAGUACGGAGAAUAAACCUAGAAAACCAUGUUUAGAGCUACCUUCAGAUCGUAUUCAGGCUUCGAAUAUACUGAGCAAAACGAAGCAGGCAACACCGACCACACCAGGAGCGGAACGGGUUACAUUCGUUUUGCCGGACCAAACAAUUAGUAACCAAAACAUAGACACAUUGAGAAAAACUCCUGUUCCGACCAAUGUUCCUAAAAAGCCCGAAACAGAGACGCGUGGACGAAGCUCUUUCAAGAAUAAUCCUUCAAUGGACCAGACCUAUAAUCAUUAUGAUAACCAAGGUGACAAUGACAGUGGUGUGGACGAAUCAACACAAGAGAAGGAGCGCAAUGGUCCAGGUUCUCCAGGGUCACCUUUGAAAUCACCCAGCAAAAUUCCAUCACUGCGACGGCCAGAUAGUAUAACCCCGCAAACACGAUCCAGAAGCACAUCAAAGCAACGGCUAACAGCCAAAACUCCAGAAACUCCGUCGGAACCACUGAUUAAAAAAGUACCAAUGAAUAAGAUUCAGGUUGGAGCAACUCCGUCACCUAACUUGAAGGUAGUGAAAUCUAAGAUAGGAUCACUGGAAAAUACUUCCCACAAACCUGGCGGUGGACAUGUCAAAAUUGAAACGAAGAAACUUGAUAUCAAGGCUGGCUCGAGAAUCGAGGCGAAAAACGAUACAUAUGUUCCUAAAGGCGGUGACAAGAAAAUUGUCACUACCAAACUGCAGUGGAGUGCUAAGCCCAAAAUUGGUUCGCUAGACAAUGCGCACCACAAACCGGGUGGUGGUGAUAGAAAAAUUGAAACACUUAAAACAGACUUCAAGGAACGCGCAAAGCCCAAGGUGGGCUCAAAGGACAAUUUGGGUUAUCAGCCCGGAGGCGGUGACGUCAAGAUCGUGAACCAAAAGCUGGACAUCAAAGCCGAAAGUAAGGUGGGUUCGCUCGAAAAUGUCAAACACAAACCAGGCGGAGGCGACAAGAAAAUCUUUGACGACAAGGAAUAUCUGAAGCAGAUCGACCAUCCCGUUGCAUUGACACCUCCAACACAGAGUCCAACACCGGACGAUGUCAGCAAUAGUGAUGCCAGUGCCCCAUCAUUUGCACAGCCUACUAUUUACUAACUUACACCAGCUUUACUCACAAGAUGUCACCAGCAAUUCGCCAUGUUUUCACUGAAUAUUGAGUUUAAUUGUAGCAGCAUAUAUACAAUAGUUAGAAAGUAAGCAUACAUUUAGUUAGCAGCGUGCUGUAUUCCAUAGAUUAAAAACUGAGCACAUUGCAUUAACAUCAACAUUAAUCGAAACCCACACCUGAUAAUACAUCACGUAGGUACAAAAUUCACACGAAAGAGAACCUAUUUAGACAUUUUAUCUAUUCAUAAAUAUAUUACUCAGUACGCGCUAUCAACACAAAAAAAAUCGGAAUUCGGCGCGAAUGAUAUUUUUAAAUUCUUUAUCUGUUAUCACCUUUGUUAUUUUCUCUGUUCCAUUUUAUUUUCCUUGUUCAGUAUGUAUACAAAUUGUUUUUAAAUAUGACGUUAUGUUACUGAUAUCAGCCCGAUAUGUGGGGCUAUGAUAGUGAAUUGUUAUUUGAUUAAACAAUUGUAUGAAAUAACUUAACCUACUUCGGCUGUAUUACGUUGUUUGACCCCAUAGUUUCAACAAUUUAAUCAAAUAAUGAUAACAAACCUCUGCCUUUGCUUGUUCAAACGAAGUAUUCGAAUGAAGUGUCAAACGAAAUUUGAAUACACGUAGAAAAUGUCCAUGUCAUAUCUCUAAGAACAUUAACACAGAGCCAUUCCACGCAGAGUCGGUCGAAAACGGUCGAGUCUGUCCCUACUAACUUCGAUCGUUUUCAAGCUAUUAUUCUUUACCAGUUAUGGUAUUAAAAAAUCGUCUUCUAUUUUGCAUACGCCCUCGUAAAAAUAGUAGUACAAAACGUCGAAAAAACGAAGCGGAUCGGAGCACCCAGAACGAUUCUGCUUGGAAUGGCAGGAGUUACUCUAUUAAUGAUUCCUCGAGUUCCAGCGUUGUAAAAAAAGUCAUUUUUAAUCUCUCAUGUCAUGUCGCAGACGACUAAACUCAGUUUUUUGUAACAAAUAAUUUUGUUUUCUGAUUGCGCGUACAACUGUUGUUUGUACAAAUGUGUGAUACAGUACUGGCAAAAAUAAAGUGUACAUCUGAAGGGAGAAACGAUUAAAAUUUGAUCAACUUAAAUUUGACGUAUUUCUUUUGCGCUUAGCGCUUAGAAUAAUUCUUCUAUUCUAAAAACAUCAUUCAAGCGAGAGAAGCAACACAUAAAAAUUUUGCUCGCGCAACGUACAAACCUAAGCUUCUCGCACGUGAUGUUGAAAAAUCCAGAACUCAAGCAGCUUACAGGAGUUUUACAUGGCCACGGGAAGGGUAAAGGUGACAGACAUUUUCCAGACCGUGGAACUAUCCAUGUUUCUAAAAAAAAACUGGUUCGGCAGGCCAUCCGCAACUGCAAUUGGAAAAGCGAUUUUUUCAUCGCCACCGGAACCAUAGACCAGGACAUACAUGUAAAGAAUUGAUCGGCGAAAUGUCUGCCGCCGUUCCUCGACAAAACACGACAAACCCGUGCCAUUUUGGUCGGAAUCGAUAUCCUGCCUUUAUAAGAACAAAGCGAUAAAAUUGCAUUCCGUGAAUAAGGUAAUGGUGAUACCCAAAGCUCACCAUAGAGGCCGCCCCAAGGACUUAGAGAAUACCCAGAAACCACUUACUCACACACAAAUCCAGUGCACCCCUAGUGGUGCAGAGGGCCAACGUGAAAGGUCUCCAUCCUGGGCGGCUGCUCGCUUCAACCUUAACCUGGCCCAGGUCAAAUUCGCGUCUAUUUCCUUGAUUUCCUUGUUGAGGCUGCGUCGCCAGCAGAGGCUGCGAUGUUCUGCCGGAUUUCAAUCCUGCGCUUGUUUGCAGAUUUCGUUUCCGCUCCUUCCUAGUGUUCGGCCGAACCCCCUUCCACUUUCGUUCUCGAAUCUCAGUUGAUAUCGGCUUUUGACGACACCGACGAUGGAGCUCGACAUUCGAGAUCCAGUUGUGAGGACACCGGGCAUGAUUUGUGUACCGCAGACAUCGGUUGACGAAUUUCAUGUUCGAGUUGAAGAUUCGGAUCUUGGUGCGAAAACUUAUCUGGUUGGAUAUCCACACAUUUCGUAAACUCGCAAAAGCAGCCCUCGCCUUCCUGAUCCGUGCAUCAAUGUCGAUCUUGGUACCACCAUCCGACGCUAUCUGACUGCCAAGAUAUUGAAAGCUUUCUACGUACUCCACUGCUUGCCCCGCUACUGUGAAGUUGGGGCUAUUGUCCAAGUUUACAUCCAAGGCUUUGGUCUUGUUGACGUUGAUUUUGAGACCUGCCGCAGAGGAGCAUUUGCCAAGGUCAAUUAGCUUACUCUGCAUAUCGGAGCGCCAUUGUGCUAAAAGUGCAACGCUAGCUCGAAUUCGUUCAGAUGCUCCAUAGUAAUAGGCUGCCAGAGCAGCCCACGGUUCGGUACAUGGUGAAUUGCACCCAUCAUGAUCUCGUUAAUUACGAUGAGGAACAGUGGCGGUGAUAGUAUACAUCCUUGCCUCACACUGGUGACUACCCGGAUCGGGUCAGACAAAGCUCCGUUACGCAGGACUCCGCGCGUGAAAGCCUCCUACGGCGACCCAUAGAUUUUCGUGAUUGAGUCGGUCAAAAUCUUUUUCGUAUUCAAUGAAAACGAAAUAUAGGGACUCUUGGAAUCCGUUCACUUGAUCCAGAAGAUCUUCCGGCACAGAAUCCUGCCUGCUGCUGUCGGAGAGUCGCGUAGAUCUUCUCUUGUAUACGUUCUAGGAUAACUUUGCACAGAACUUUCAGAACAAUUCAUGAUACCUCGCCAAUUAUCGCACAUAGUCGGAUCCCCCUUCUUGAGGGCCUUCACCGCAUCCAGUCGGCCGGAAAUGUCGCGGUGUCCCAGAUAUUCGAGGAUAGUUGAUGCAGCAUUCGUGCGGACAGCAUGGGGUCAGCUUUGUGCAUCUCUGGUGAUAUGCGAUCGAUCCCGGGAGCUUUGUUGGAUUUCAUACACCGGAUGGCUUUUUCGAUUUCGUGCAGCGAUGGGGCCUCGGAGUUGACACGAGUGAUGCGUCGAAUCCUUGGUGGAUCCUCCCGAGAUGUUGAUGGCUAAUUGGACGUCGAAACUUGAAGAAGUUGUUCGAAGUGCUCAAACCAGCGUUUCAACUGGCCAGUGGGAUAGGUGAGUAACUGGCCGGUCGUGUCUUUUACAGGCAUCCUUGGAUUCAUCUUAGCUCCGCUCAGUCGUCGUGAGAUAUCGUAGAGGAAGCGCAUAUCGCCAGUUGUAGCAGUUUUCUCCCCUUCAUCAUCCAGGGAGUCCGCCCACGCCCACUUGUCACGUCUACAGGAGCGUUUAACUACCUUCUUCAGAACCGCAUAUCGUUGACGAGCUUCGUUCUUGGUUCCUCUGGUUCUCGCCCGCUCAAUCGCGGCUUUAGCUUUCCUACGCUCCUCAAUCUUCCGCCAGGUUCCAUCCGUGAUCCACUCCUUCUUCUGGGUGGGCAGUUGGUCCAGGUUAUUUUCACUACUCUCGAUGAAGUCGUUCUUGAUAGCCGUCAACUGUUCUUCUACGUUGCCACCUUCCGGAAUAUCCUCUGUUCGAGUCUCAAGCUCUUUAACGAAUGACCUCUUCAAAGCUGGAUGUUCUAGUCGGCGUAUGUUGAAUCGCCGUCCAAGCUUCUCCACCUGUCGCUGGAUUCGUGCAAUGCGCAGGCGGAUCACGCCACCCAGAAGGUGAUGGUCAGAUACGAUGUUGACGCUGCCUUUAUUCCGAACAUCAAGAACGCUCCGUCUCCAUUUUUGAUUGAUCCAAAUGUGGUCGAUUUGAUAUUCGGUAUGUCCAUCACGGGAGACCCACGUGACUUUAUGCACUGGUCGAUGGGGAAAGAGCGAACCUCCAAUGACCAUGUCGUUGUUGCCACAAAAUUCUGCAUACAGCACGCCGUUCUCGCUAAUUUCUCCGAGACCAUGACAUCCCAUGACGCUUUCAUAGUCCGUGUUGUUGGGGCCGAUCUUCGCAUUGAAGUCGUCGGUGUAGAUCUUGAUGUCACCCUUUGGAACCUUAUCCACGAUGGCAUUCAGUUGAUUGUAGAAGUUCAGCUUGUCCUGUAGCUCGACAGCUCCGGUUGGUGCAUAACAUUGGAUUGUGGCUAGGUUCCGAACCCGUGUUCUGAAUCUGGCAACGAUGAUCCUCUCGUUGAUAGGUUCUCACUUCAUGAGCGCAGUCUGUGCUUGGACGCUAAGCAGGAAACCAACUUCAAGGUAACAACUAGGUUGUUAGCCUAAGGUCCAUAUCCCGCGAUGGGGCUGCCAUCUUAGGUUCAGCUGGCGGGAGCCGCACUCAGUAUCCCACCCAGGAACCGGUGGGAAGCAAACUGGCGUUCUGUAGCUCACAAAGCCAACGAAGGCGCUGAAUAAAAUUUUAACGCGUUUCUCCUUUUGCUUGAAUGCUAUUUUGAGAACUGAAGAGCAAACGUAAAAACCACCAUACACGCAAGCACGUAGAGCUUCAAAUAGUAUAUGGAAACUUUUGGAAUUCAAUAACGACUAAGCUUUUUGAUAGGCUUUAAGAACUAGGGACAAGGGAUGCCACUCCAGCAAUUCCAAACAUGAUCAACGGAAAAAAACCCGGCUUUUACGAGUCGUUAGCCAUGGAUCAUUCUCUUGUCGAAAAAAGAAGUCACUUUCGAGCCUAACUUUCAAUAAAGAAGUUUCGUUAAUUCCAGAGUAGCUUUCGAAUCCCUCAAUUACAUUACAACAUUUUGGUCCAACGAACAGCAUCCAAAGACACAGACACAGAAACCACCUCUAUCUCAAUAGCGUAGUCUUCUGCACUGAAGAUGGAACAGGAUGAGAGUAAAGAGGAACAGAUAAUUGAAGGUUCGCUGGUGAUUCUACUGUCAAAAUUGUUAUUGGUUAACGAAAACAUCGCUAAAAAUUUGUUGAUUUGUCCCCGGCUUUAACCUGGUUCAGUAGGGAGAGUAAUCUAAUGGAAAUUAAAUAGUAGGAUAAGGGGUCAUUAUCGAAAUAAUUUUUUUCUAUCUGAGGGUUUGGAAUGAUGAAAGAAGAUAAUGGUGAUAUCAUCUGCAUACACCAAAACAUGAACAUUAGGUGGGAUACUAGCGAAGAGGGAUCGUAUACAGAUCAAGAGCUAUGUAGGAGCAAGAACCGAACUUUAAGGAAUACCAAUCUCCUGAAUCAUAAUCCUGGAAUAGUAGAUGCCAUUUCUGACCCUGAAUCUUCUGUCGUCGAGGAAGCUUUGUACAUAGCGACCCAUGCGACCUUUGACUUCCCAUUUCUCGACAGGUUUGAGCAUUGGGAAACGCCAUGUACGGUCGUAAGCUUUUGACAGAUUAAAAGAUGUUUUUUAAUGUUUCAGCAAAAUUGGCUCGCAAUCAGAAGAGCAAACGGUUUACCGACUUGUUUUGUACGGGUUGUAAUGCAAGGCUGGCAAAAAUAUGUUGCGAUGCUCCUCUUCCUUGGACGCCAUUUUCAUAACAAAGCAAAUGUCAAAAUCAAAAUAGAGACACGCACACUUCUCACUUGUGUGAUGCGCGCCUCAUUUUAAACACACACACACACACACAUCAAAUUCUAGCGUCUGUUUUUCCUUCGCUCGUUCUAAGCAAAGCAUGAAAAGAACAGCGCGGCUCCAUACCAACCGUAUACGCUUGUUUGAAGGAAAAUAACUCAACAAAAAAAGCGAACCAAAUUCAAGCGCGGUGUUUGCAGAAUAAUGUGCAAAAACGGUGCUGACAACAAAACAUUUGAUUUGUGUUUCGGAGCGUGUUCAUUCGCCAGAACGCAUGUGUAGUGAGAGCUCAUCUGAGUACAAAACAACUUAUUACACAUCAGCACCGCGUUCCAUUCUGAGACUGGCUGCAUAUCAAAAGGAACCUAAGUUCCUUGCAACACUUUAUAUUCAGCGUCAUCGGAAGUUUCUGACCUUCAAUCAGGCAGGCGGCAAUUAACAUCUAAAUUACUGUUUCUAAUGUGACGGAACCAAUCACAAGUACGUUGUUUCACUUUGAGCAGCAUCUCCGUAAACUUUUUGAAGGUUUCGACGCGCUUCAGCCAAAGUUUUCUUCGAAUGAAAGAAGAAAAUCAUCCCUUCCUGCAAAUGAUAUGGGAUCAACACAAAAUCAUGGAUGUGUCAAAGCGAUUUGUUUACCGUAUGUUUUGGAAAUGUCGAAUACAACACCAACAAUGAGAAGCCAUGUCAUGGAAAAGUGUAGGGUUUAUCGAUCUUGUGUUGUCGUUCAGUACAAUAAAGUUCUCUAUUUUUGGUAGCAUCAAACCAAAGUAGAAAAAAGAAGACUAGCACAAAUCACUCCGAAUGACCCAAUCUCGAAUAGGACAAAUGCGAUUAAUUUGAUGCUGCAUACUUUUUUUUUGCCAGUACUGUAAAUUUCCCGUCAAGUUAAUUUCUUCCGAAAUUCGAUCCAUUCAAAAAUUAACGAGUCGAGGCUCAAUAUAGUAUUGAAGAAUAUAUCUUGUGAAUCACAGCCACUUAUAAUUGCAAAUUUCAACUUUUUAGUGUACAGCCCAUCCUUCCUAAAUCUUAUCAAGCAACUCCUUCAACACGAGUAACUCAUUCACAUUAUGAUAAUCAUAUUGCUACAUUUCUAUUUCGAGCACAAUUCCCACAUUCGUGACUUGUUUCAUAAGCAACAAAACCAGAUUUAUCUCGAUUGAAUAUUAACAGUCCUGGCAUCAUUAUGAUUUCGAGAAAAUUAUUAUUGUUGUUUUUUGGAAUUUCGUGUUCCAUAAUCUAAAACUUCCGCAAACCUCUCAUUUUCAAUCCGAAAAUCCCUCACUUCAUUUAUUUUGUUGACAUAGAAUGAACAUUGAAUGAGUGAUAGAUGCCAUUAAUUCAAACCGAGAUCAUCAUUGUACGAAGCCACGUGUCGUCGUUUUGUUUUGAUAUCGUUAUGUUAUUCAAUUAAUUUAGUUCAUUUUGAUUUUACCUGUUUGUUUUCUUUCCAUUUUCUUUCUCUUUGUUUAAUUCUAGUCUCCGGUUCCGGAAUUUGACAAAAAUUCCUACUAUUAGGCGAGAAACCUGCAAUUAGAGUAAACAAAUGAUGCCAAUACUAAUGAAAAAGGAACUGUUUGUUCGUUAAAUUAUACAGUGUAGUUCAAAAUUGGCCCUGUUGAUUAGUUUUAAGUUUUUACUCUAUUUAUGAGCAUUGAUGAGUCACACCGUAAUCUUGGAUCAUAGUUUCCGCACCAAUAAUUGUAAGCUGAUUAUUUUCAUGUUUCUGCUACUACACGUUACCGGCUAAGAAAAUACAUUACAACACACAUCUACACGUAAAAUUUUGUUCGGUGGAAAACCAAAGCGCUCAUGUCAUCCGUUGCAGUAAAAAAUAACACGCAUCUAUUGAUUAUGAAAUUUGUAUUGAUAUGAGACGAAAUAUGGUCAUCCAUUAUCUUGAAAGAGUAUUUUCUAGUCGAUUUUUUAUUACACAGCAUAUAGAAUCAGAAACAAAGUCACAAACAUUUUAUACAGUUUCUAGUUAAGCCUCAAGCUACAGAUUGUAUUUCAUUGAUAUGAUUAUCAAGAGACAAAUAGCCAUCGUCUAAUUGGCUAUAAAAAAAUCAAUUUAACGCAGAUGCGAUAUAUUAAACAUGCAUUGAUUGACGUCAGGUUUUCAUUCUUAUAAAAGAAAAACAUCGCCAUCAUUCGAAGUAUUCAAAAUUAAAAAUUUGGUAUUACAUGUUAUAAACAACCGCAACUGCAACAAAAAAAAAACAAAUAGAAAAAGUAACUGUGAAUGUAUCACUUACGAAACAAUAGACUUCAAUAAUGAAUGGAUAAUAAAAUAUAGAAAAGUGAUUAUUUCAUAAUAUUUGUUUCACUGAUCACCCGUUCAAUUAGCUUUUUUGCCUUACCUAUAAUUCCUCCGAGCCAGUACGAACUAAUUCCCAUACGGCCGCGCUCGGAGUUAAUCCAAUAUGCACUAGACUUUGUAGAAUUUAAGAAACAGAUAAGCACACGGAUCUUAUGAUGAAUCUAUUUGAUCAGAAAAGGUACAACAAAAAUGAUAAUCAGGAACAUUGUGUCUUCAUUGAUAUACUCCGGAUUCCUAGUGACUGCGCUACUGACAAAACCGAUCAAUUUUCAGCUGAUUGAGCCCAGAAGUCGUUGAAAAAGGUCCACGCAUCUAAAAAAACCCGGAUAUUUCCAAAACAUGAAGUGUUCUAUCGUUCGUUUAUUAUUAAAUAAAUACUACACAAUUUAUCUUUGGAGUAUGGAAAAAAAAUUCCGAACUCUUCCGGCAAAUAGAUGGUUGUGUACCACUCAGCCCACCAAAGUGCUCUGUGCCAACAAUUUUUGAGAUAUAUUGUGAGCAAAAUUUGCGCCUUAAAUUCGUCUGCAACAUCACUUGUCUUUUAAGGAGUUGAGAUACGCUCUACCAGCCGUAUCUGGAAGGACGUUGGACCCAGACGUUGAGUCGGGCUCUCACCCACUAAAACCGAGUCCUCUACUCGUUGAAUGAGGAAUGAGGCCCCUGGAGCGGCUGUGCUCAUGCACUUCACGAGUCUCCAACGCUGAAUAGCGUUAUUCAUACUCUUUUUCUCUAUAUUCUUAUUCGCAAUUCGUUGUUCUCCACUGCGCUUAUGCCCAUUGCGCAGGCAUCCAUUUACCAGUCUAGACGUGUCCGAUUAGGAAUUGUCCUCAAACUUGACGCGCAACUCGUCACAGCCAGCCUCGCGGAAUUUCUCUUCCCAACGGAGCACCGAUUAGAUAGUGCCCUCCAUCAUGACGCGCACUACGUCACAGCUACUCUGGUGGGGUACGUACCGGUUUGAUGACAUCCUCCUAGACGCUCGAUCCUUCGAAACGAUCCUCACAGUGAUCAUCCUUCCAGUCCACGAACAGGCGUUGCCAGCAUGUAUUUUGCUGUUCAACACACCGUUUACUUGCCAUCGCUUCAGCAUCCGUUUACCCAUUGAGACUUGUAUCGAUUAUGAAUUGCCCUCCAACUUGACGCGCAAUCCGUCACAAUCACCCUCGCGGAAUCUCUCACCUGUCGAGACGUGAACCGAUUAGGAAGCGCCCUCCAACGUAACGCGCGGCCCGACACAGUCACCCUCGCAGGAUUUCUCUUCCCAGAAGAGCGCCGAUUAGGUGGUGCUCUCCAACAACGCGCCCCCGUCGAAGCUACUCUCGUGAGGUACCAUCCGUUAAUCAAUCAGGCAUUAACAGCACGCUGAUCGGUCCUCCACUUUUGCUGUAGCUUGGACGUGAUGUGUACGAUUGCACUGUUCACUGCGUUCCAGGUGUCCUCGUCACUAUACAUUUCUUCCACGAUAUUCCCAACAUGAAGGGCAGGCAGCCCCUCACGCCUUGCGGUGAAUCUUGGGCACACAAAUACGAUGUGUUCCAGCGUUUCCUCCACAUCCCCACAAUCCGGACAGAGGUGGCACCUUGCGUGCCCAAAUCGAUGAAGGCUCUUCGUGCUUCCUGUUCAGCCAGGUCGAUUGUACCGGCAUGAGGCCAUACAUCAACCUACCGUUCUUCGCCGUGUCCCAUUCUUGCUACCACUUCGAUAAUGAUUCUGCUCUCGCUAUUUUCCGGAUACCACUGGUUUCCUUCUGUCUGUAGCACUCGUCUUUUUCCGUCAGGAUGAUUCCAAUCGGGAUCAUACUGGCGAUAACGCAUGCUGCUUCCAACGAGAUCGUCCUAUACGCGCUCGUGACUUGCAUCGCCAUGAGACUAAACGUGCGGUCCAGUUUUCUGCGAUUCCGAUUGGUUUUGAGAGCAGCAGACCAGGCUGGCGCUCCGUGCCGCAGUAUUGACGAGGAUACAGUAGUCCACAACAAUGCGAAUGUUCGGCUUUGGUAUGCAUGAGUGUUUUCUUAAAUUAGGACUGAAACCUAAUAUGAUGUAGCUGGUAGAGAUUUCUAUUCUGGUGAUAGAGGUUUUUGGCAAAGAAAGUUCUUUCAACAUGGACUGGUACACGCGAAACGUUGAAUUUACUUCUUGAAAAUACCUUACAAGCUCUAAUAAGCAUUCAUUCAAAGAUUUGAAGGUUAUAACAAGUUGGGACAACAAAGUGCACAUGUUCUUCCAUCGGGUGGAAAUUCACUCCAAACAAGCCACAUUUUUUCAAGAUAUAUUGACAUGAAUGUACUAAACGAAAAAUAAAAAUCUGAAAUUUCCCAGCAUAUUUAGCAAGAAUCGGUCUUGUAGGUCUAUCAAUAAUGACGAUGUGUUGGCUUCAAUAGAUGGAAAGUUACACGCAUGUAAGAAAUUGAUCGUUCUACGACUAUAGAUCUAACAAUUUGAUGAUUGUAUUGAUCCUGUUUGCUUAUCUGUAAAUAUAUAUGUUGAAAACAAAAGGCUUCCGAUGACAAAAGUCCAUGCAGCUCUUCUCUUGAUUGUAGCGAGUAAUGCGUUAGAGCGAUCAACAUCACGUACGUUUUUUCUACGAUUCCAUAUCAAAUUCACUCAUCUCCUUUUUUUCUCGCAAAAUAGACCAUUAUAGUAAUUCCCCUCAUUUUGCGCCGCGAAAGACGAGAACUAGCGAAGAUUCUCGCUUUAUUCUGGAAGCAACCUAACUUUUUGACUCCUAUUUGAAACCCGAAUCGAUGAGAUAUGAGGACGCGAUUCCAAAUUCCAUCUAAUGACAAACUAUAAUCACCGGAUACUGUCACGUCAUCCGCCGCGCGAAAUCGAGAGGACUAUUGAACUUUAGCACAACUUCUCUUUUAGUUUCUGUUUUCAUUUUCAAGCAUGUAAAA
Toxorhynchites rutilus septentrionalis is the source of this 13153-nucleotide messenger RNA. It is a transcript of the gene tau, whose product is annotated as microtubule-associated protein tau. Bases 1 to 2478 code for a protein of 825 amino acids. Gene Ontology annotation, biological process: neuron projection development; microtubule cytoskeleton organization. Gene Ontology annotation, cellular component: neuron projection. The record is from RefSeq and is a predicted model, not a curated record. Gene Ontology annotation, molecular function: microtubule binding. NCBI's taxonomy places the organism in Eukaryota, Metazoa, Arthropoda, Insecta, Diptera, Culicidae. The transcript is spliced from 9 exons.